AUGGCAGAAAUCGAGGGCUUCAAUAGUCUGUUCAGACUGGAUGGGAAGGUUGCUGUUAUCACCGGGGCCCGCGAUGCGACAAACCUGACCGCCGCGGCGGACCAGCUCAACGCCAUUCCUGGCAUCGUCGGCCGAGCAGUCCCCAUCGUCGCCAAUGUCGGUCACACGGACCAGAUCCAGAAAUUCGUCAAUGAGGUCGAGAGCGAGGUCCGGAAGUCAAAUAAGAAAGGCGUGGACAUCCUUAUGGCCAAUGCUGCAAGCAGUUGGGGUGGUCCGUUUGAAGAGUUCGAGGACUGGAAGAGUCAGAAGACCCUCGAUCUCAACGUACGAGGCGUCUUCAAUCUGGUGCGAUUCAUGGUCCCCCUACUCGCCGCACCGGCAACACCAACCUCGCCUUCACGCGUCCUGAUAACCUCCUCUGUCGGGGGAAUCAUCGUUCCGCACGUCGGCGCCCGUGGGGCAAUCAUGUACUCUGUCUCGAAGGCCGCAACCCACCAUCUAGGCCGCAACCUGGCCCUCGAGCUAGCGCCAAAGAAUAUCACGACGAACGUCCUCGCUCCAGGUUUCUUCCCAUCGCGCCUCGCCCAACCGCAGAUCGACUACCUCGGCGGUGAGGGUGUGGUAGGUAAGCAGAACCCGCUCGGGCGAUUGGGCAGACCGCAGGACAUUGCGGGUCUGGUGGUUUAUCUAUGUAGUGCGGCAGGGAGUUAUGUCAAUGGCGAGGACGUCAGUCUCGAUGGGGGCGCAAGGUUAAGGGUUGGGUUGCAUGUUGAUGCUGAUGGCCCCGAGGCUGCGAGUGGGAAUGGAAGGGAAUCGAAGCUUUGA
Exophiala bonariae is the source of this 825-nucleotide messenger RNA. RefSeq lists its product as uncharacterized. Gene Ontology annotation, molecular function: oxidoreductase activity. Bases 1 to 825 code for a protein of 274 amino acids. The transcript has 3 exons. Lineage: Eukaryota; Fungi; Ascomycota; Eurotiomycetes; Chaetothyriales; Herpotrichiellaceae. The record is from RefSeq and is a predicted model, not a curated record.